CAGGCACGCAGACUAGACCGGUGAAUCUGAAGGCGCCACAAUGUUUAGCAUAAAAGAAGUAGGAUUCCGAAAAUAACACAUCGAGAUAGUAUUUGGUCUCCUUUGCCUAUCCCAUGGGGAGGCUCAUCUGUUUUAGCGGGGAGUCGAAGCACGUGCGGGUACCAAUCACGGCUCAAAAGGCUCCGAUGGAUAAAAAACCGAUUCCUGGACUUUCGAUCCAGCCUCCGCACUUUAUCUCGAGCCGGGCCGUCGGGCUUGCUAUUUUCCACCUACUAGGAUACGCGCAUGGAUAGUAGCCGCCUGAAAAUAAGACCGCCAUACGGGAACCAUUGCGGUGUGUAUGCCGUCUGGUUCGAAAGACUAAAAAAUAUAGAAAAGAGUAACGGCGAUGAGCUAUAAUACCCAUGAUCGUCGCUUCACUAACUAGUAAUAACUUUCGUCAAUAUGAAGUUCUUCAUCACAGCAUUAGGUCUCGUUAGCCUCGCAACGGCUCAAGAGUACUCCCCAACACCAACAACAUGCGUCGUUAACAAUGCGACAUACCCGAAAUCAGCGAAACUUCCGGACCCGUUCCUUCUCGCUGAUGGUAAACGACUCGGAACAAAGGACGAGUGGGCCUGUAAGCGAGCCGAGAUACGAGAUCAAAUCCAACGUUUUGAACUCGGCCCGAAACCCCCCAAACCGACAGUCUCCGCUACGGCUUCCAGUGGCAAGAUCAACAUCGUCAGUUCCGAAGGCGGAAAAUCGGCAUCGUUUUCCGUUUCGCUAAAGCUACCUAGCGGAACGGGUCCAUUCCCGGCUGUCAUCGCUUUCGAGAGUUCAUCCAUCCCCGUCCCCGCUGGCGUCGCAACUAUAACAUUCCCUAAUCAUGAUGUGGCCGCUGAUGACCCACACGGAAAGGGAAAAUUCUUUGAUCUAUAUGGUUCAUCGCACACUGCAGGUUCCCUGAUAGCUUGGGCUUGGGGCGUUAGCCGAGUCAUCGAUGCAUUAGAACAACUAGGACCUGAUACCACUAAGAUCGAUACCAAGCGACUCGCUGUGACGGGAUGCUCUCGUAAUGGCAAGGGAGCGCUGAUUGCAGGUGCUUUUGAUGAUCGCAUUGCCUUGACAAUCCCUCAAGAAGGUGGUAGCGGAGGGCCGGGGUGUUGGCGCAUCGUGGCCGACUUCAAAAAGAAUGGAACCAGAACGGAAGACGCGACACAGAUUAUCACUGGUGAUUCGUGGUUUUCAACGGCGUUCGCUGAAUAUGCUCCCGACACCACAGUCCUGCCUUAUGACCACCAUAUGCUUAUGGCCCUAGUAGCACCUCGAGCGCUCCUUGUUAUCGAGAAUUCAGGUAUCGACUACCUCGGACCUAUUAGCACGUAUGGCUGUUCAAUUGCCGCCCGCAUGGUGUACACAAGUCUAGGGGCCGAGGACGCGAUAGGAUUAUCUCAAGCCGCUCAUGGAACCUCGCACUGUUCGAUGCCUAGCUCGCAAAACCCAGAGGUUGCUGCUUUCUACAACAAAUACCUCCUCGGACAGACUGACGUGGAAACCGACGUGGUCAAGACAGAUGGAAAGUUCACUUGGUAUGCGCCACAGUGGAUUGAUUGGACUACUGCGACGUUGGCGUAGGUGAAUAGGAGAUGGAAUGAUUUUCGACAUAGAUGAGACGAUUUUUUGAAUUGAUCAAUGUCCGAGAGCGAAGACUUGCUUUUGUGAUGACGAGUAUUGCUAUCAAAUUCAGGCCAAAGCAGGCCACUCAUAAAUUGUUAUGUGAUAAUCGGU
Hypoxylon trugodes is the source of this 1770-nucleotide messenger RNA. Its product is annotated as carbohydrate esterase family 15 protein. The transcript has 2 exons. NCBI's taxonomy places the organism in Eukaryota, Fungi, Ascomycota, Sordariomycetes, Xylariales, Hypoxylaceae. The record is from RefSeq and is a predicted model, not a curated record. Bases 445 to 1617 code for a protein of 390 amino acids.